AUGCUGCUGCCCAUCUUGGUGUGCGUCGCCACUUACUCUCCGCUGAGCGUGCGCACUUUAGUCAUCACCCGGCUCCCUGACUCCCUUCGCUUAGUCAGGGACCACUUCCUCUCAGUUUGCCCCACCACACUCACCGUUGACCUCCUCAAGGAGCGCCUCCUAGCAACAGAGAAGAGCAUAGUCCUUGUAGGAGCCUCUCGUCGUGACCCUCGCACCCCCGUCUUUGAGGGGUGUUCCCCCUCCCCCCUCUUGCCCUCUGUUGCUUCUGCUGCUACGGCCAACCUCGCUGGCUUUGAGUCGGUCGGCGCUGCGUCUGCCCCUAGCAAGAGACGCCGCACCGUCAAGGGCAAGGGGGGCAAGGGCGCUGGAGGGGCUGGAGGGGGCGGUGGAGGUGGUGGUGGAGGCAGUGGAGGGGGUGGGGGUAGUGAUGGGAGUGGUGGCGGGGGUGGAGGUGUCGGUGGCAGCAGUGGAGGCGGAGGAGGCGGUGGCGGUGGCGGAGGGAGCGGAGGCAGCGGUGGUGGCGGAGGCGGCGGAGGUGGCGGAGGCAGCGGCAGCGGUGGUGGAGCUGGUCGCGGCUCUACGCAGAGGAGUGGUUCUAGUGGUGGUCCGCGCCAGUAG
This is a messenger RNA of Closterium sp. NIES-65, 618 nucleotides long. NCBI's taxonomy places the organism in Eukaryota, Viridiplantae, Streptophyta, Zygnematophyceae, Desmidiales, Closteriaceae. The record is from the annotation of a GenBank genome assembly.